AUAUAUAUGUGAUUGUGCAAUAUCAACUUCUUCAUGUGACUGAUUUUAUGUAUAACACCAAAUUUAGAUGAAGUGGAAUACACCACUUAGGUUAUCAAUGGCUUUUGUGAUGGAAAUCAAAAGUCUUACAUUAUAUAUAAAGGAAAGUUAAGUAGUAUAUAUAAAUAAGAAAAACCCAAAAAAUUUAAGAUUUUCAUGCUCUCAUAUUGUUGAUUCAGUACCUAUUAAUGAAGAUCUUCUAAAGGUUGUAUUGUAUUCAACAAUGUAAUAAAUAUUGUAUUUUUUUUCUUUCACCAGUUAAUAUUUAUGUUUGUUGUUGUGUUUUUCCCUAGAGAAGCAAGUUCCUCGUGUAAGAAAUAUAAUGUGAUGGCAUUUUCAAAUUACAGCAAGAAAUUGUAUUUAUUGUUUCAUAGUUUCAUUUUAACGUAGUUGUGAUUUGGUAGGUUGUAACCAAUUUAAGAAGAAUUUGGCAGAUAAGAAAGAUGAGAAAAGAAAUGGUUGUGGACAGAUGAUGGUAUACGACAGGUAUCUUAAAAAAGUGAUGAGAAUGGAGAAGGCAACGAUCCAUGGUGCAGCAUCAGAUUGCAGGCCACUGACCACCUUUGUUCAGACAAACUCAGAUGCAUUCAGGGAAGUGGUACAACGUUUGACAGGUCCAUCGGAACCAAAAGUAGGAGAGUCUGCAAAGGUUUCGACCAUGAAAAGGACAACCUCAAAACUCCAUGAGAGAAGGAAAUCCAUGAAGCCAAAGCUUGAGAUUGUGAAACCCAUUUUGCAUUUCAAAACAGGUGCAUGUUCUUCACCCUCUAAGUCAUCAAAAAGUUGUAGCUUUCCUCCGAGUCCUGGAUCAGGAAGUUCAAGCCUUCUUCAUAGCCCCACCACCCCUUCGACCUUGUUCUCCCAUUUGAGCAUUAUGGAGAAUGAAAAGAAACAAGAGUCGGUGAUGCAUGAAUUGAACACAGAAGAAGAAGAGAAAGCUAUCAGAGAAAGGAGAUUUUAUUUGCAUCCAUCACCACGUGCAAAACCAGGUUACAGUGACCCAGAAUUACUUAUUUUGUUUCCUCUGGCCUCUGCUAAACCAUGUGAGAAACUAGAAUUUUGACCAUUCUCACAUUCUACUCUGUUAUCUUCACCAUCAUUACCAGAUACCAAUAUUUAAUUCAUAUAAUUUUUAAUCAAAAUUAUGCUUUUUAAUUCA
Messenger RNA from Vigna unguiculata (cowpea), 1198 nucleotides. RefSeq names its product VQ motif-containing protein. The record is from RefSeq and is a predicted model, not a curated record. NCBI's taxonomy places the organism in Eukaryota, Viridiplantae, Streptophyta, Magnoliopsida, Fabales, Fabaceae.